ACUCACAAAUGUGAAUUGUCCCCAGUCUCUCGAGAACUUAGAAUAGAAUACUCGUCCCACACCCAAUUUUCUUCUCUCUCUCCUCUCAUCACUUCAUAUAUUCGCAAUUUCUCUUCCACCGUGAAACCCUAGACCCAACUGCGAGCGCGGAGCCAAGCCAUGUCCCUCAACCGCCUCCUCUCCGUGGCCCGCCGCUCCGAUCGGCGGGCCUCCGCCCUCUCCUCCCUCCGAUCCCUCUCUGCCUCCGCCGCCGCUGUGGCUCCCUCCGCCUCCUCCCCUCCCGCCCCUCUUCCCCCCACCGCCAUGAUCUACGACCGCGCCGCCGAGGCCGUGAAGUCCAAGCUCCGGCAGCUCGAGAACCCCGACCCCCGCUUCCUGAAGCAUGGGUCCCCCCGGCCCACCCUCUCUGACCACACGCGCAUCCUGUCCUCCCCCGAGACGCGCGUGACCACGCUUCCCAACGGCCUCCGCAUCGCCACCGAGUCCACCCUCAGCGCCCGCACCGCCACCGUCGGCGUCUGGAUCGACGCCGGUUCGCGGUUCGAGACCGAGGAGACCAACGGCACCGCACACUUCCUCGAGCACAUGAUCUUUAAGGGCACCGAGAGGCGCAACGCGCGUGAGCUCGAGGAAGAGAUUGAGAACAUGGGAGGACACCUCAACGCCUACACCUCAAGGGAGCAAACCACCUACUACGCCAAGGUCACCGACAAGGACGUCCCCCAGGCCCUCGACAUCCUCGCCGACAUCCUCCAGAACUCCCGAUUCGAGGAAACUCGCAUCAACCGCGAGCGCGAUGUCAUUCUCCGGGAGAUGGAGGAGGUUGAGGGUCAAACUGAGGAAGUGAUUUUUGACCACCUACACGCUACUGCAUUCCAGUACACUCCUCUUGGAAGAACCAUUCUUGGACCUGCUCAGAACAUUAAGACGAUCACCAAAGCUCAUCUGCAGAGUUACAUUCAGACACAUUACACAGCUCCUAGGAUGGUGAUAGCUGCAUCUGGAGCUGUCAAGCAUGAAGACAUUGUUGAGCAAGUGAAAAAGUUGUUUACUAAGUUGUCAACAGAUCCCACUACCACAUCUCAAUUAGUUGCUAGAGAGCCGGCUAUUUUUACUGGUUCUGAGGUUAGAAUGCUUGAUGAUGAUAUUCCCCUAGCUCAAUUUGCUGUGGCUUUUGAAGGGGCAUCUUGGAAGGAUCCGGAUUCAAUUCCUCUCAUGGUCAUGCAAGCUAUGUUGGGUUCUUGGAAUAAGGCAGCAGGAGGUGGAAAACACAUGGGUUCUGAGUUAGCACAGCGAAUUGGCAUUAAUGAAGUUGCCGAGAGCAUUAUGGCUUUCAACACCAAUUACAAGGACACAGGUCUUUUUGGUGUUUAUGCCGUUGCCAAGCCUGAUUGCUUGGAUGAUUUGUCCUAUGCAAUAAUGUAUGAGACAACCAAGUUGGCUUAUCGUGUUUCAGAAGAUGAUGUUACACGUGCUCGUAAUCAGUUGAAAUCUUCACUGCUACUACACAUAGAUGGAACAAGCCCAGUGGCUGAAGAUAUUGGUCGUCAGCUACUCACAUAUGGUCGAAGAAUCCCAUUUGCUGAAUUGUUUGCUAGAAUUGAUGCUGUUGAUGCCAGUACAAUUAAACGUGUUGCGAACCGAUUUAUCUAUGACAAGGAUGUUGUUAUUGCUGCCACGGGUCCUAUUCAGCGUUUGCCUGAUUACAACUGGUUCCGACGCAGAACCUACUGGAACCGCUAUUAGUUCAUUAUAGUUUUUUUGCCUCAUUUAAACUUCAUUGGAGGUCUGGCAAAUGUUUUAUUCAAAUUUACAAGAUUUAUGCCUCUGGAUGGCUGCUUUGGCAGCCAUUUUUCAUUUAUUUGUCAUGGACCUCUAUUUUGUAACAUUUUUGCAGUAAUAAGUAUGCUGUUGUCAGUGAUGUAAUUGGCAUCCUUCGCAAUUACUCAUUCCUGUUGAAAAUGGUGUUUACUUAAAAAUUGCCCUUGUUUCUCUUGAACCUCAUAUUUGGUUUUUGGACCCUUUGAACUCAUCGAUUCAAUCAAUAGUGCAGUUGGAUGAA
Messenger RNA from Glycine soja, 2062 nucleotides. RefSeq names its product probable mitochondrial-processing peptidase subunit beta, mitochondrial. Gene Ontology annotation, molecular function: metal ion binding; metalloendopeptidase activity. The coding region runs from base 160 to 1746 and encodes 528 amino acids. Lineage: Eukaryota; Viridiplantae; Streptophyta; Magnoliopsida; Fabales; Fabaceae. The record is from RefSeq and is a predicted model, not a curated record. The transcript has 9 exons. Gene Ontology annotation, cellular component: mitochondrion. Gene Ontology annotation, biological process: proteolysis.